GCAACUGUGAUUGGUGUGAGGUUUAAUCUUGUGGUUUGCAAUGCAUUUAUUGAUGCUUAUGGGAAAUGUGGCAAACCCGAGUACUCUUAUUCUAUUUUCUGUCAAAUGCGCGAGACUGAUGUAUUCUCGUGGACUUCGCUGUUGGUUGCUUAUAUACGUGCGUCUAGAAUUCCAGAUGCGUGCUCACUUUUUGAUCAUAUGCUGAUCAGAAAUGUGGUGGCUUGGACUGCUCUGAUCACAGGGUUUGCGCAAAAUGGAGAAGGAGAUAAGGCUUUGUGUACUUUCAAGGAAAUGCUGGAAGAAGGUAUUGUACCGCGUGCAUCCACUUACGUUGGUGUCCUAAGUUCUUGUGCAGGCAUACCUCUUAUUGAAAAAGUUAAUGCUUUGGUUGACAUGUAUUCUAAAUGUGGAGACAUGAUAUCUGCUAUGAGAUUGUUUGAGAGGUUAGAUGGGAAGGAUCGAGUUACUUGGAACUCGAUAAUAAAUGGAUUUGCUCAAAAUGGGAAUGGAGUGAUGUCUUUGUUCAGGUUUGAGAAAAUGAUUGAAACAGAUACAACACCAAAUCAUGUAACUUUUCUUGGGGUUUUAUCUGCCUGUAGCCACUGUGGUUUAUUACCUGAAGGAUUUCAAUAUCUCCAUUCAAUGGAGAGGAAAUACGGUAUAGUACCCCAGUUGGAUCACUAUGCCAUCUUGAUUGAUUUACUUGGACGGAAGAAUAUGCUUGGAGAAGCUGCGGAUUUGAUCAAGAGAGCUCCUUGGGGAAGAGACAAUAUUGGAAUGUGGGGCGCACUUUUGGGUGCUUGCAGGGUACAUGGGAACUUGAAACUUGCUAGAAGGGUGGCAGAAAAUCUAUUUGAGCUGGAACCUGAUAAUGCUGCCAGGUAUAUUAUGUUAUCCAACAUCUAUGCAGCAGCAGGAAUGUGGGGUGAUGCCCGCACUCUGCGAAGGUACAUCUAUGACAGAGGAUUGGUGAAAGAAACAUCUUAUAGUUGGAUUGAGAUAAACAAUAUCAGACAUAAGUUUAUCGCUAAAGACAAGUCCCACAGUCAGUUAGAAGAAAUAAAAGAGUUGCUGCUUAAACUCGUAGAUCCAAUGAAGGAUGCUGGAUACAUAUUUCAAAUUGAAUGCUCAUACUUUCUUGUAGAUGAUGCAUUUUGUUGACAUAAUUAAAACAGGUAGUAACUAUGUAUAACAGUUUCUAAUUUAACAAUUAAUAUGAGGUCUGGUGGUUGGUUACCUACUUUGUUGAAAAUUUGGGAAAGGAAAAGUGAGGGAGAAAUUUUGUUUUUCAAGAUAUUACUCCAUCACUUACACUAAAGAUAAGAAACAUGAUCAUAAAAUGUGAGGCACUGUAAUUCAUGCUGCUUGAAGCUUCAGAGAUAUUAAUGUUACGAGCAGCAGAUAGAUCCAUCAUUAACGUGCCUGUACUCACCUCUUUGGUGCACAGGUUACUGAAUAGGCAUUCCUUGAGUUAAGUGCAAAACCAGUCUGCUCGAAGUUUACUGCAGCAAUAUUAAGAAGUUGGGAUAGCCUAACAGGGAAAAUAUAAAUCAUGGGCUAGAAUAUUCAGAAGGUACGACAUGUCACAGAGACAGCUCUGAGGUAUACUACCAU
Molecule: messenger RNA, 1614 nt
Organism: Nicotiana tabacum (common tobacco)
Lineage: Eukaryota; Viridiplantae; Streptophyta; Magnoliopsida; Solanales; Solanaceae
Source: RefSeq, a predicted model, not a curated record